Messenger RNA from Guillardia theta CCMP2712, 1491 nucleotides. RefSeq lists its product as hypothetical. The transcript is spliced from 14 exons. Gene Ontology annotation, biological process: proteolysis. The record is from RefSeq and is a predicted model, not a curated record. Gene Ontology annotation, cellular component: cytoplasm. Lineage: Eukaryota; Cryptophyceae; Pyrenomonadales; Geminigeraceae. The coding region runs from base 1 to 1491 and encodes 496 amino acids. Gene Ontology annotation, molecular function: manganese ion binding; metalloaminopeptidase activity.
AUGUCGUCCAUUGCUGGCAACCAUCCUGUCUUCACAGACUCCCCGAAGCUUGCUGUCCGUCAGAGCACCUCCUCCCCGAAGGAAUGGAAAGGCGACCUGCUCUUUUUUCCCUUCCCUGAGGUCGGGGGAGAGGACAAGAACGCGCUGGUCAGCCUGACUGGAGCCGCUGCCGAGCUCGACGCCUCCAUUGACGGCCUCUUGUCCGAAAUCAUCAAGGAAAACGAGUUCAAGGGCAAGUCAGGAUCCUCCGUGCUGACCCGCCUUGCAAAGUCGUCGAGCUUCAAGAAACUGUCGCUGGUGGGGAUGGGGAAUGUCACCCAGGCUGCAAUGGCGUCAGGUUUCGCUCUGGGCAAGCAGAUUGCGAGCUCUGCCAAGACCGAGAAGGCGAAGACAGCAGCUGUUGUCGUGCCCCAGGGGUUUGACAGCACAGCGGUGAAGGCGAUGGCGCAGGCUGUGCUGGAGGGGAUUUACCACGACGUGCGUUUCAAGUCAGGAGAUGACAAGGAGAAAGGUUGCCUGCUAGAGAGCCUGGAGGUCAUCGCGAGCAACGAUGAAGAACGAUGCAAGAUCCUUACUGUUUGUUCGUCAGGGGUGAAGAUGGCUAGAGAUCUGGUGGGAGCUCCUUCAAACUACGUCACUCCUUCCACCCUGGCUGAGACUGCAAGGAACAUCGCCAAGGAGCAUGGAAUGAGCUGCACCAUCCUUGAGCGCGACGAGUGCGAGAGGAGAGGAAUGGGCGCGUACCUGGCGGUGUCAAGGGGAUCAGCCCAGCCCCCUAAAUUUAUUCAUGUGACCUACAAGCCCAAGGGAGAGGUGAAGAAGAAGAUUGCAAUCGUCGGCAAAGGAUUGUGCUUUGACUCAGGAGGGUACAACCUCAAGGCUGGUGCUGGAUCGAUGAUCGAGCUGAUGAAGUUCGACAUGGGAGGAAGCGCUGCAACGUUGGGAUGCGCCAAGGCUGUGGGGAUGAUGAAGCCGGAAGGAGUUGAGGUUCACUUCAUCGUGGCAGCGUGCGAGAACAUGAUCUCGUCCGACGCCAUGAGACCCGGAGACAUUUUGACUGCCAGCAACGGCAAGACCAUCGAAGUUCUCAACACAGAUGCUGAGGGAAGGCUGACGCUUGCAGAUGCUUUGGUGUAUGCGGAGCAAGCCGGAGCUCAAGAAAUUGUUGACAUAGCCACUCUGACCGGAGCAUGCAUCAUUUCGCUUGGAGAUGAGUAUGCUGGCCUGUGGAGCAACGACGAAACGAUGGGCAAGGAGGAUUUCUUACUGCAGGUUGUGACUGGUGUGCAGGAAUUGUUGUCCAGCUUCACAACGUCAGGAGAGAAGGGUGGAGGGUCGAUCACAGCUGCUCUCUUCCUCAAGGAGUUUGUCAAGGAGGCCAAGUGGUCCCACCUUGACAUCGCAGGCCCCGUCUGGAAUGACAAGGCGGGAGGAGCGACGGGCUAUGGCGUGAAGGGUCUCACCGAGUGGGUCGUCUCCAAGGGCAAGUGA